Messenger RNA from Tupaia belangeri chinensis (Chinese tree shrew), 1455 nucleotides. RefSeq names its product nuclear body protein SP140. Lineage: Eukaryota; Metazoa; Chordata; Mammalia; Scandentia; Tupaiidae. Gene Ontology annotation, molecular function: DNA-binding transcription factor activity, RNA polymerase II-specific. Gene Ontology annotation, cellular component: nucleus. The transcript has 12 exons. The coding region runs from base 46 to 1455 and encodes 469 amino acids. The record is from RefSeq and is a predicted model, not a curated record. Gene Ontology annotation, biological process: regulation of transcription by RNA polymerase II.
CAGGGGAGGCCUGGUUUGUGUCACAGUGCGUUGUAAAAGCCAGGCAUGUGGGGGCAUGCUUGUAAUCCCAACUUCUCGGAGGCUGAGCCAGGGGGAUUCUGUCAAAAACUAAAACAAAACCAGGUUAAAUGCCCACUGUCAAAAUUCUUCCAGUCCUCAUGGUGGGGGGACAGUUUUGUUCUGAGCCCAUUCUCAGUCCAUUUGGAAUCUCAGAUCAUUGAUAGGAAGGAAGUGAAAGCAAUGGACCCAACGGCAAAUGCAAGCAGCGGGAUGACCUCGGAGGACCAAAAUCAAGAGGACCUCAUUUUCAAAUACUUCAAAGAAAAUAAAGUGGAGAUUGCAAGUGUAAUAAAAACACCAUUUCCUUUCCUUAUGAGCCUCCGUGACCACUCCUUCAUCUCUCAGAAGAUGUUUGAACAUUAUGAAAAAGCUUGUAGCCUGGUCCCAGUGCCACGAGUGGCGUAUGAUGUGCUCGGAGAACUGGAGAAGUCCUUCAGCUUGUCCCUUCUGGAAACACUCUUCAGCAAGGCCAACUGCAGAAGCUACCAGGGUUUAGAAGAAAUUCAUAAAAGUUUCCUGAAUGUGUCCCAAGGACAGUUAUCUCGCCAAACAAAUAAUCAAAAAGGGCCAGUCAAAGAGAGAGCCAGCUCACAAUUUGGUGGACAAGAGGACAGCAAUGUCUGUCAUGAAACGUGUGAUGUAGAAGUUCCUCAGGAAGCCUUGAGCUCUCCACCAAGAAGUGGUUCAGAGUCUGGGGAAGUUAUUCUACAAACAGAUGAAGAAGAAAUAUUCACCUUGCUAUAUUGUGAUACAGAAGAGAUCUGUGAUCCCCAAACUCCACAAGUGACUAACGGAGGGGAGCCAGCAGGGGUGCUCAGGCUACUCUCAGGUAUUGAAAGAUGUCCAGAACCAAAGACCAAAGGAAAAAUGGGAAUGCUAGAGACAAGGAAAGAGGGAGAGAAGGAGAUCGAAAGAGAAGGCACCGAGAAGCACCGGGGAACGCCAGGGACAGAGCCCAAGGGGAGAGAUGGAAGGAAGGCUCGGCGGCAGGCAGAAAGAAGUGAAGACAGAAAUGACUGUUUGGAAAUUAGCCAAACAGAAGAAUCCCAGCAAGCUUCAAGCUCCCAGCUAAUACUUGAACCUGUAUCCAGCCAACUAGAAGGUCACCAAAUGAAUGAAGAAGAACUGGAAGAGCUUGCCUCUAGCCUACUGCUCCAUGAUCGACAAGAGCAACCAGCAUAUGAAAAUGAGAGGUGUUAUUGUGUCAUGUGUUUCACAAAAUACGUUCCAGAAGACUCAGAAGCAAGGAGGAAAAACAGCCACACAUGUAACACUAAAGAUAAUGUGGAUAAUAGAAACAACUGUACUUCUGGAAAACACAAGAGCAGAAGUAAGAAUAAUAUGAAUUUACUUGUUUUUUGUAUUACAGAUAAGUUUUUACAUGCCAGAACUUAA